This is a messenger RNA of Dentiscutata heterogama, 1086 nucleotides long. The record is from the annotation of a GenBank genome assembly. Lineage: Eukaryota; Fungi; Glomeromycota; Glomeromycetes; Diversisporales; Gigasporaceae.
AUGCCAAAGGUGUUUAAGAAAAACAAACACCAAAAAAUUCAUCACAGUUCUGAAAGUGCCCAAGGACAAAUGCCAGAAAAUUCACUACACAAUGCCAAAGGUGUUCAAGAACAAAUACCAGAAAAUUUAUCACAGUGCCAAAAUGCCAAAGAACAAACACCAGAGAAUUCACCACAUAAUGCUGAAGGUGUUCAAGAACAAAUACCAGAGAAUUCAUCACAGUGCCAAAAGUGCCCAAGGACAAAUACCGGAAAAUUCACCACACAACACCAAAGAUGUUUAAGAACAAAUACCAGAGAAUUCAUCACAGUGCCAAAAGUGCCCAAGGACAAAUGUCAGAGAAUUCACCACAAUGCCGAAAGUGUUCAAGAACAAAUACCAGAGAAUUCAUCACAGUACCAAAAGUGCCCAAAGACAAAUACUGGAGAAUUCACCACACAAUACCAAAGAUAUUCAAGAACAAACACUAGAGAAUUCAUCAAAAUAUCGAAAGUGCCCAAAAACAAACACUGGAGAAUUCACCACAUAACGCCGAAGGUGUUCAAGAACAAACACCAGAGAAUUCAUUAUAGUGCCAAAAGUGCCCAAAGACAAAUGCCGGAGAAUUUACCACACAACGUCAAAGAACAAACACCAGAAAAUUCACUACACAAUACCAAAAUUGCCAAGAAGAAUUCACCACAUAAUGCUAAAAGUGUUCAAGGACAAACACCCCACAUAACGCCGAAAGUGCCCAAGAACAAACACCAGAGAAUUCAUUACACAAUGCCGGAGACAAGCACCAAAGAAAAAGAACUCACCACACAAUAUCGAAAGUGUUCAAGAAAAAUUUACCACACACUGCCAAAAGUGCCCGAAAACACGCACCAGAGAAUUCACCACAUAAUAUUAAAAGUGCCCAAGGACAUGCCUAGAGAAUUCACUACACAACAUCGAAAGACAAUACUAGAAGGUUUACAACGCCAAGGACAAACACCAAAGAUCAUAUGCCAAAAAAAUGCCCGAGGACAAACACCAGAAGAUCCACAAUGCCGAAUAGAGAAUUCACCUUACAUUGCCAGGAGAGCACAGAGACACACUAUAUAA